This is a messenger RNA of Alternaria atra, 816 nucleotides long. RefSeq lists its product as uncharacterized. Lineage: Eukaryota; Fungi; Ascomycota; Dothideomycetes; Pleosporales; Pleosporaceae. The transcript has a single exon. Gene Ontology annotation, molecular function: nucleic acid binding. The coding region runs from base 1 to 816 and encodes 271 amino acids. The record is from RefSeq and is a predicted model, not a curated record. Gene Ontology annotation, biological process: DNA integration.
AUGCUAGGACAAUACAAGUUCAAGAUCGUAUAUACGCCAGGAAAAGACAACGGCAGAGCCGACGCUCUUAGCCGAAGACACGAUAUCGCAGGAACUAAGGAAAUCAUCGACACCGCGAUACUUAAGGUCAACGAAGACAGAUCACUAGGACCAGCUAAAACGCUGAACAACCUAAUGAUAACAAUCGCACAUAAAGUACCAGAAGAAUUGCAGGAAGCAAUCAUCGCGCAACACUACGACGACCCCGUACAUGGGCAUCCUAGUAUUGCAAGAACAAUAGAACUCAUCAAGCGAAAUUACGAGUUUCCAGGAAUAAAGGACAAAAUCGCCUCCUUUAUCGCCAAAUGCGCGGACUGCCAGAAAAACAAACACAGUACCUACGCACCUUACAGAGAAAUGCAGGCAAUGGAGUUGCCCGACGCGCCAUGGUCAGACAUCUCUAUGGACUUUGUUACAGGCCUACCAGUCUCAAGAGACCCUGUCACCAAAGUAUCCUACGACGCAAUUCUCUUAGUCGUUAAUCGAUUCACGAAACAAGCCGAAUAUAUUGCCUUCAGAAAGGACUACACGGCGGAACAACUUGCACACAUAUUUAAGGAUCGAAUCAUCAGAUACCACGGCAUACCAAAGUCAAUCAUUAGUGACAGAGACAAGCUCUUCACCUCGAACUUUUGGACUACUUUACUUGCUGUAAUCGGAAUAAAACGGAAGCUAUCGACAGCUUACCACCCGCAAACAGACGGACAAACCGAGCGAACAAAUCGCACGAUGAAAGCCUACCUACGAAUAUAUGUUAACGAACAACAAAACAACUAG